Cordyceps militaris CM01 is the source of this 567-nucleotide messenger RNA. RefSeq names its product NADH-ubiquinone oxidoreductase. The record is from RefSeq and is a predicted model, not a curated record. The coding region runs from base 1 to 567 and encodes 188 amino acids. The transcript has 4 exons. NCBI's taxonomy places the organism in Eukaryota, Fungi, Ascomycota, Sordariomycetes, Hypocreales, Cordycipitaceae.
AUGUCGGAGACUACGACCAAGCAGGCGCCUGCGUCCUACGUCGGGACGAGCAAGAUUGUCCAGACGGACUAUCCGCUCAUCGACAACGACCCUCACUUUAAGCGCGUCGUUGGAUAUGCGCGCAGGGAGGAUUAUAUCGCCGGUGGUCUGGCCGCUGCCUUUGCCCCGGCUGCGCUCUACACAAUGGAGAAGUUUGCUCCUUCACACGUCGGUCGCGGCGGUUUCGCCAAGGCCAUGCGCUUAGCCGGCUUUGUCGGUCUCGCCGGUGGUUUCCUCUACUUUUACCAGCGCUCCGCCCUCCGAUUCUACGGCGCUACCGAGAACGCGCGCGAGAUUGAGAUGGACAUGCGCGAAAUGGUCGACAAGGUCAAGGCUGGCGAGCCGCUGUACGGCGAGACCACGUUGAGCCCGUACCUGCAGGGCGUCGCGGCCCGCCAGAGCCGCUACUCGGCCCUCUUCAUGGCCACGGUGCCGUGGUUCAACUUUGUCAACCACAGCCAGCAUGGCGUCGACACGGCCAAGUACUACCAGCAAGCGGAGCGGGAGCUGGCUGCUGCGAAAAACUAG